GACUUCUUCUUCUUCACAUUGUCAAACCUUUAGAAAGCAACAUCCAAAACCUCGACCACAAAACAAACAACCGAAGGCAGGCGAGCGCAAAACAAGAAAGAAAAAUGAACACGAGCAUCCUCGUUCUUCCCAACCCCCGGAAGCAACACGCCAUUCGGCGGCUCCACAAGGACUGGAGAGAACUGAAACAAGAAAAAGACACGCUGCCAACCAUCUCGGCUGCUCCCACCUCCAGCAUUUUCGAAUGGCAUUGCAAUCUCAGGCCAGAUCAUGGACCAUACGCGUCCACAAUCAUUCAUCUGAUACUUCAAUUCACAGAGGAUUAUCCACACAAGCCACCUCGAGUAAAGCUUUGCUCGUGGAUGAACCACCCCAACGUCUUUUCGGGAGGGUACAUAUGCCUUGACAUGAUUCAACCAUGGGGACAACGGUAUCCACAACCCUACACGGGCUGGACCUCGGCAUACUCGGUUCUCAGUCUGUUGCUGCAGCUGCAGUCCUUCUUGUUUGCCGAGAACAUUCCUCAAAUAUACGGCACAGCAAAGGGCCUCCUUGGUGGGAGACGAUCCAAGGGGAAAAUUGGCGACGCCAUUCAUCGUGCUCAACAAUUCACUUGCGCAGUCUACACACACGACGGAACACGGAGAAUACACACGCACAGCAACCCGUGGCCGCCUCUGCCGACAGCCACGGGUAUGGUUCCGCAGCCAUCACUAUUAUCACGACGAGACACACAACGGGCCAACAAACCCCUUCCUUUCCUGCCACGCGAGAUUUUUACAAAAAUCUUUUCCUUUCUGAACAUCAGAGGGCUGGUCCAGGCUCGGGAUGCUUGCGCCGAAUGGGGAAGAAUUGUCCAUUCGUUCAACCUAUUUGAACGAUCCCAAGUCAUGUGCUUUCAUACCAAGGCCACUGUCGACGACCCGGACACCAUCCUGGGCAUUGGCCUGAGCGUGGAAUACUACCCAGACGGCAAGACACUCAAGAUGGCCACGUCGCCGCUCGAUGUCUUGUCACUGCAUGCUUUUCAGAAGGAAAAUAUCCGCGGGGACGUUUGGGGAACCCGUCGCUUUGGUUUCUUUCUGCCGCUGGUCUUGAAUCCUGAUCAUUCCGCCCGGGCUGUGGACAGAAUGGAAAAAACAAUGUAUUCCAUUAUGAAGAACAGCGUCCUGCAUUCAUACGAUAGCAACAGACGGCAACCACCACCACCCCGUCUUCGUUACGACCAGAAAGCCCACGCCGCGUUUCACCCACUCAUGGCCUUUCAGUUGCUGGCAAUUAUGAUGAAUUCCAUGGUCGUCCAGCUCAUGAAUGCAGCCGAAGAAGGGGGAGAAGUCACCCGCUACGCCAGCGAAAAGGCUCUCGAAGGCUACUGCGCGUUCCACCAUAUUCUUUUGUUUUUUGCCAAGAGAUAUCCCGUGCUCGAGCAACACGCAGAGAAGCAAGUCUCUCGCUUCCUCUCGGCCUACUACUUUCGGCACAAGCUCCAAGAACCAAAUUUGGGAUUGCUUCUGAUAUGUCUCACUUUGAGCAAAACUGGAUGGAAUUCCCUCCGAAAACCACUCGUCAUGGAGGCAUUUGAUCGCAAUGUACGUUGGCUUUUGCGAAGCUACCCAUUGCUAGCGGAGGACUCCAUAUCUGCGGAAGAUCGGUUACAAUGGACUUUCCAGGGUGCCAAGACGUCCCUUCGCCUGUUGAUGUUCCAAGCCUACUUUAUGUCGCGUAUUGGCAGGCCCUCAAAUAAGCGUGGUCCCAUGGAAGUGUUGGAUCAAUACGAACGGCAAAUGGGAAAGCCAACCCCCAAGCAAAAGAAAGACCUUCAACGCAACGCCAAAGAGAUUCUUGCGGUUACGACGUGGUCUCGAUUCUUUCAGCGCUUGGGUGGGCCGAUACCAUCGGAUGCUCGGCUUGCAGAUAUUCUGAAGCAGGCCGUUGCCAAUAGCUUGCGAAAGAGAUACCACGACCCAAACGAAGAAGCCAACAGAGUACUGAAGGAGAGGAUUCGGGAGGAAAGGUGGCAAGCUGGAGCGGAUGAGCGCGAGCAACGAGAGGCAGAGAGACUGCAAGAAUUCUGGGAAACGAGGGAACGGACGCAGCGGGAGAGGAGAGAGGCGGAGAGGGAACACAUGGCUCAGGAAGAGUUGGAGCGAGGCCAGGGGACUUUGCAAGGAUUCGCGGGUCGGCCACGGAGAACUAGUUAGCUAAAGGCUAAUUGAUGCUAGCUUGCCUAUGGCUGGCGGAGCGGCGAAUGCUUGCCUUGUUCGUUUCGUUCGUGCUUCUUGGUCAAAUAGGGGCUACCCAGCGGGAUCCUCGCCAAUCCAAGGCGCCAUGGGCUCGUCCCUCUGCGAAGCUGGAAACACAUGAAGUUCUGCCGCCAAAUCCAAGAGUCGUGAAUGGUAAUUGGAUUUUUGGAUAAAAGUAAAAAAGGCUUGGUUCCCAGCGUAUUAAUAGUUUCUUUGUGCAACAUUGGUAAAAAUGAAUAAACUAAACAAACCGAAAGACUCAGAACAGAAAAAUGAGGCAUGUCUCCAAAAGCCGUUGCUCAUCAUCCGAUGUACCG
Seminavis robusta is the source of this 2560-nucleotide messenger RNA. NCBI's taxonomy places the organism in Eukaryota, Bacillariophyta, Bacillariophyceae, Naviculales, Naviculaceae. The record is from the annotation of a GenBank genome assembly.